AUUUUCUAACCUUAAAUGUUCAUUUUUAUUAGCUUUGGUUAGUCUAGUUCAAAUUAUCGUUUAUUUAGUCGAUUAUUGACUGAAUAUUCAAUUUUAUUAGUAAAAUUUACAUUUCCAUCCAUAAGCAAAGGUUUUGUUGAAUCAACAUGUCGAUAGUUUCAGUGAAUGUUGCCGAACAAUACCAAAAGUUAAUUGCGUCAGACAAGGUCUCAGUGGUUUUGUUCUCGGCUGACUGGGCAGAGCAAUGCAAACAAAUCUUGGAUGUAAUGACGGAUUUGAGUAAAAAACCGGAGUAUUCAGCUGCAAUUCAGUUCCUCAAUGUACCAGCCGAAGAAUUAUCCGAUGUGUCACUGAAGCAUCAAAUCGAAGCAGUGCCAACUGUGUUGUUUAUCCGCAGUGGAAUGGCAAUUGAUCGAAUCGACGGUGUCGAUAUUGCCUCUCUAUCGCUCAAAUGCAAAUCAUUUGUCGACAAAAAUGCAUCGGCUGGUGCCGGUGAUGGUGAUUCACAAACAAAUCUAAAUGAUCGGCUUAAAGCAUUGAUUAACCGUGCUAAGGUUAUGAUUUUCAUGAAAGGCGACCGAAACACACCGCGUUGUGGUUUCUCCAAGCAGCUCAUACAAAUUAUCAAUGAAACAAAAGUCAAUUACGACACAUUUGACAUUUUGACUGAUGAAGAAGUGCGACAAGGACUGAAAGUGUACUCCGACUGGCCAACAUAUCCACAGGUUUACGUUGCUGGUGAACUCAUCGGUGGAUUAGACAUCAUUAAGGAAUUGGUAGAAAACAAUGAACUCGUCUCCACCUUGAAUGGAUAGAUUUUAAUUACUUUGUUUUACGCACAUUUUCAUUGCAAUGCAAUUCCAAAGCCAACAAUAAAAUAAAACAAUAAAUGCGGAAUAUGUAAACCCAA
Sitodiplosis mosellana (orange wheat blossom midge) is the source of this 910-nucleotide messenger RNA. It is a transcript of the gene Grx3, whose product is annotated as glutaredoxin 3. The record is from RefSeq and is a predicted model, not a curated record. The transcript has 2 exons. NCBI's taxonomy places the organism in Eukaryota, Metazoa, Arthropoda, Insecta, Diptera, Cecidomyiidae. Bases 147 to 815 code for a protein of 222 amino acids.